Stegodyphus dumicola is the source of this 826-nucleotide messenger RNA. RefSeq lists its product as uncharacterized. Gene Ontology annotation, molecular function: protein binding; GTPase activator activity; phosphatidylinositol binding. The record is from RefSeq and is a predicted model, not a curated record. Lineage: Eukaryota; Metazoa; Arthropoda; Arachnida; Araneae; Eresidae. Gene Ontology annotation, biological process: small GTPase-mediated signal transduction.
GAAUUCUGACGGAACGAGCAGAUUUCCGAAGCUAGAUGAGUGCGCUCAUUUCCACUACGAUAAUGUUGAACUUGGACCAAUAAGUGUGGUGCUAAGCGAAGGGGAUGACAGAGUAGAUGGAAAAAGCUCCUGCGCCAGCGAGUGGUGGUUCUGUGUGCAAGUGACCAGUAACGGCAAGAGCUGGCAAGUGAGAAGAUCCUUGGACAAUUUUCAGAUGCUGGACCAUCAGCUGCACAGAUGUGUCUACGACAGAAAGUUCAGUCUCCUGAAGGAGAUCAACGUUCAAUCUCAGCAGCAAGAGGAUGCUCUGCGGACGAUGUUGACGCAGUACUUGGAGCGCUUUUCCCAGCUGGCUGGGAGUCUUAUCAACUGCGGACCCGUUCUUAACUGGCUGGAGUUGGACAACAGAGGUAAUAGGCUUAUAGUUACAGACGAAGCAGCAAUCAACACACCUGCUGUUGCUGCUGCUUAUGUGAUUAAGAGGUAUGCAUCCCAAGCUUCAGAUGAGAUCUCACUCGAAGUAGGUGACAUUAUUUCUGUGAUAGACAUGCCACCUCCUGAAGAAUCUUCAUGGUGGAGAGGAAAAAAAGGAUUCCAGGUAUCAGAUCAAAUGAGUAACCAUGAACAUAUGGGUGACAGAAUGAGAUGGAGAAUUGUCAGUGGACAAGAGCAGGCAAAUCACAAGCGGAGGUUGCUACGGAGGUGUUGUCUGCAGUUUCAGGAUGCUGUAUCUAUAUCUAGAAGAUCUGAACGAAGUCGAUCAAAAUCCACAACGGUGAAUGAAAAUCGUUAUUUAUUACGUUCACCGUGUAUACUGCCACUGUAA